AUGGUUUCAAAGCUGCGACGUCUCGCAGCAGACCAUGCAGCACUGCAUGAAGAGCUCCCCCCGAACUACCUUUUCCCACCCGACGAUGCGCAUUCUUCCUCCUCAGACGACAUUACACAGCUUACGACCUUGCUGGCUGGUCCACAGGGCACACCGUAUUCCCAAGGCCUGUGGCGAUUACACUUGAAGCUACCGGAAGACUACCCCAAGAGUCCGCCAAAAGCCACGUUCCGGACGCGGAUAUGGCAUCCCAAUGUGGAGGAGUCGACGGGUGCCGUAUGCGUGGACACAUUAAAGAGGGACUGGAAGUCGACGCUGACGUUAAAGGAUGUCUUGAUUACGAUUUCUUGUCUCCUUAUAUACCCGAACCCGGACUCAGCGCUGAACUCCACAGCUGGUGCGUUGCUUCAAGAAAACUAUGAUGCCUUUGCUCGUCAAGCCAAGUUGAUGACGUCGAUACACGCCCCAUCCCCGGACGAUAUGCGGAGCGAAGUAAUGGAGGCAAAAAUGCGUGGAGAGGAAAAUGGCACAACGGUUCCUGAACAGGAAGAUACGUCGCGGUCUCUGCACCCGCUCAAGGGAACAAAAGUGCAAACGGUGACGAUGAAAAAGAAACCAGCGCGGAAAGAAGCCAACAGGGCCCAGUCUCAAGACGCAGAGAAUACCCGCCCACACCAUGAACCACUAGAACAACCACCCUCAGACGACGAGAAUGAAAAUCCAGCCUGUGUAUCGAAAGAAAACGACCCAUCACUAUCUCCGUCACCUGUUAAACUGGCCCCGCCAUUAAGCCCCAGGAAAAACGCCCACGGCAAACGCCCACUCUCCGUCCUUACAACAUCAAUGGACAUAGAACCCUCCUUUUUGGAGCCCGAAGAAAUGGACACAACAGACGGCAUGACGGCUUCAGAGCGCAACAUCGCCGCAAACACAACACCAACCCGUUCCUGGAUGUCACAAGAACGGGACUCUUCCCCGCAACGAAAAUCCCCGAAACUCUCCCUCCUCAACAGAGGUCUCAACAAUGACGUCCACUGGCCUCUCCGAGAAGAUAACAGUAUAGGUCUAGACUUACAAAUCUACGAAGACGACGACUCUUCAGGCUCGGACUCACAUCGUCCGAGUAGCAGUAGCGGAGACGGCAAGAACCCAAAUUCCUGCUUUUCACUGGGUCCUCUGAAGGACCAGGACCUCGAUCCAGUCGCGUUGAAAACGCAACAGUACUCUGAACGUGCCCAUCCUCUCGCAAUCCUUACCUCAUCCUCCAACACACCCCAUUCAUAUUCUUCAGGUCCAUCAUCGAACCUGCUGCAAAAGCCCGUUUCUGGAACUCGCAAGGUUUCGGGUUCGGGACUGAAGAAGGCGAAACCCCGUAUUGGAAUUCGCAGGCUGUGA
Aspergillus puulaauensis is the source of this 1395-nucleotide messenger RNA. Its product is annotated as putative ubiquitin conjugating enzyme E2. The record is from RefSeq and is a predicted model, not a curated record. The transcript is spliced from 3 exons. Lineage: Eukaryota; Fungi; Ascomycota; Eurotiomycetes; Eurotiales; Aspergillaceae. Bases 1 to 1395 code for a protein of 464 amino acids.